ACGUGCUCGAUGAUGCCUCUCUGAUACUGUGGGAGGAAAAGUUGGGGACCAGCGAAUGUCAUCUUGUUUUUGAAACGACCGUGUGGCUUUCACGCAUCUUUCUUUUCUCUUAGCUUGCAGUGUUAGUUUUGUUUUGUCUUCAUUUAAAGGCAACACCGGCUGUGACAGUCAGCAAUCCGCUUCCCGGUUUUUCCAUUAACGGUCAAACAUCUGAACAUCUUUUCAGCAGCGUUUGGUUGUUUAUUCCAGAGCUCCAGUUUACGGGUGUUAAAGUGAUAUAUUGAUUCGUGAAGAUGACGGGUAAAUCAGUGAAAGACAUUGACCGCUUUCAGGCUGUACUUACAUCCCUGCUCGCGUUAGAGGAAAACAAGUUUUGCGCUGAUUGUCACGCCAAAGGUCCCAGAUGGGCAUCCUGGAAUCUUGGAAUCUUCAUUUGUAUCCGCUGUGCUGGAAUCCACAGGAAUCUUGGUGUGCACAUAUCACGAGUUAAAUCUGUAAACUUGGACCAAUGGACUCACGAUCAGAUUCAGUCUGUUCAGGAGAUGGGGAACGCCAAAGCGCGACGACUAUAUGAGGCCUUUUUACCAGAGUGCUUCCAGCGCCCAGAAACAGACCAAGCUGCUGAGAUUUUUAUACGAGACAAAUAUGAUAAGAAGAAAUAUAUUGACAAGUGCAUUGAUAUCCAGUCGUACAGGAGAGAGAAGAGUGAAACAGUAACAAAAGAGGCUCCUGUUGUUUUUGAAAAGAUGAAGCUGAAAAAGGAUGAGUCGCAACAAUUCAAAAACAGCCCAAAGAAACAGUCACAGUCUGUUAAUGACCUAUUAGGACUAGAUGCUCCAGUUCUUCGAGCUCCUUUGUCCAAUAGCAAGCCAAGCGCUGAACUUAGCCCUGCCCUCGACCUCUUUAGCUCUCUGCCUGCUGCUGUCAGCAGUUCAAAUUCAGCCAGAAGCAUGCCUAGUUCAGGGUCAAUGCCCACUGGGCGAGUAGCAGCAUCAGUGCCCGAGAACCUCAGCCUGUUUUUGAACCCGCCCACUAAACGUGAAGACAGUGGCAAGAAGAUGUCCAAGGACUUGAUCCUGUCCUUGUACAGCAGUGCAACUCCACAAACCAACAUGGCCACUCGUGGUGAGAUUAAAGCAACUGGCAUGUACAUGGGUGCAACACAUAUGGGCUACAUCCCUGCUGCAGGAUACAGCCAAUACCAGGGCCUUGGUGCCCAGCAGGCCAUGAUAGGGCCUAUCAUGGCUCCACAAAUGAAUGUACUUGGACAGGCAGGUGUCAUGCCGCAAACAGGAGUGGCAGCUGCUCCUCCGUACAUGGCAGGGGUGCAAGGUGGCGUGAUGGGAAUGCAAAAUGGGAUGAUUGGAGGCAUGGCAACAGUUCCUCAGCAGGCAUAUGGAGCACAGCAGGCUCAACAGCUGCAGUGGAACAUCAGCCAGAUGACUCAGCAUAUGGCAGGCAUGAAUUUCUAUGGUGCCAAUAACAUGAUGGGUUACGGGCAGCCCAUGGAUGGGGCAGCUGCUCCCGGUUCAAAUAAUAUGCUCGGGUCACAUGUGUGGAAGUGAUGGUGUCUUAAAGAGAGAACAGUCUGAAUGGGUGGGCUUGGCCGCAACUGACUGACGGCAGAAGGAAGACAGAUUUUAGAAGCAAACACUCUUCUUUGGACACAUUGGGCAGUCGAUUAGAUGAUCGCAACAGAAGUCCCUACCUCCCUCUUUCUCAGAGCCAUUUUCCACAUUCUCCUGCUUGCCUUCCUCAUUUAUGUACUCAGAGAGAGAAUCAAGCACAGUUGCAUUAGCAAGGUGUGGUGUGUAUUACAUAUGCAGCAUAACUCGCAUUUCUGAUGCUCUUCUCAGCUUCAGCGUUCCCACAGUAAACGUUUUUGUAUCAUCUGCUACCGGAUUUGGUUUUCUGUUCUCUUUCAUCAAUGAUCAGUGUUAUGUUCAGUUAAAGUUCACACUAAAAUGGAAAUUAUGUCAUCAUUAUGCACCCUCAUGGGUUUCCAAACCUGUAAUUCUUCUAUAUAAAAACAAAAGUAGAUGUUUGGCAAAAUGACAACCUCUGUCACCAAUUGUUUUUCAUUGUAUGGAAAAAUUAUGCAAUGGAAGUGAAUGGUGACUGAGACUAAUCAGAGAGUAUUUAUCAGAGACGGGCCACUUCUAUUAAAAUGAAUGGGAGAAAUAUGAAUGCCUAUCCAAGGAGCUCUAGCACCAAAUGGUCAACGGAUGUAGAAAGGAAGUCCAGCAUUACAGGUAAAAGAGCCAAUUACCUUUUAAACUGUUAAUCAACUCGAGAAUGCGCUUUAUCUACACAAGCUGGGAAAAUUUAGUUUUUUAGUUUAAAAUUUAAAUUCUCUCACAAUUUACUCACCCUCAUGCCAUCCCAGAAGUGAAUGAUUUUCUUCCUUCUGCAGAACACAAAUUAUGAUUUUUUAGAAGAAUAUUUCUGCUCUGUAGGUCCACAAUGCAAGUGAAUGGGUGCCAAAAUAUUGACGCACCAAACAGCACAUUAAGGCAUCAUAAAAGUAAUCCAUACGACUUGUGUUUUAAUCCAUAUUUUUAGAAGUGAUAUGAUAGGUUUGGACGAGAAACAGAUACAGUACUCUUUUGCUUGACAUUAUUCUCCGUGCCCAGUGGGGCGGUAUGCGUGAAGAAUGUGAAUGUCAUCUGUUUCUCACCCACACCUAUCAUUUAACUUCUUAGGAUAUAGAUUUAACCACUGGAGUUUUAUGAAUUACUUUUAUGCUGAUUUAUGUGAUUUUUGGAGCUUCAGAAUUUUGGCAGCCAUUCAGUUGCAUUGUAUGGACCUACAGAGCUGAGAAAUUAUUCUAAAAAAUCUGUAUUUGUGUUCUGCAGAUGAAAGAAAGGCCUAAACAUCUGGAAUGGCACAAGGGUGUUUAAAUGAUGAGAUAAUUUUUGGGUGAACUAUUCUUUUAAUCUGAGGUAAAGAAGCAUGAUACCAGUGUUGUGAGAUUUGACUGAUUUGACUCCAUUCAAAUGUAUAGGAGCUGCACUGUCAUAACUGGAAAUAGCUUCCCCAGAGUGUUCUCCAAAGAUGACCGCCAAUGGACUGACUUGCUAGAAAGACUUUGGACUAAUAUAUUUCCUUGCAUAUUUUAUGUUCCACCGAAGAUAGAAAGACAUGCGUGUUUGGCACAACAUGAGAGAGAGUAAAUGAUGAGAGAAUUUCCAUAUUUGGGUCAACUACCCCAUUAAGCUGCCCCCCACCCCCCCAAAUCACGUGAUCAUGUUGUUACAUAUGCUGCCUUAGGAGGUAACUAUCUAUGUAGGCAUUGGGUUUUGGAACAAAGCUUAUAUGUCCCAGUUUUAGCAUGCUUUGCAACCAUAAAUGAACACUUGAAUGUGCAUACAGCUAUGCUCAGAAGCCAUUUCAGUUGUGGUGACAUGCCAUAUGUUUGUAAAAGUUAGAACCUGUGUUUUAGAAACUUUAAUACUGGUAGGACAAAAAUGUCCAUUGCUGUGUUGGUAGGUUUGCGAUUUAAGGGGCAAGCCUAUGAAUGAUACUCUUAUAUUUUUUCUCUUUUUAACGCACAGGGUAUAUAGCCAAGUCCCUUCGACUCAAUGUUUUCACACUAAAUCGCAACUCAGGAGAAACAUAGGCUUGGGAGGAUGAGGGUUUUCGCAUCCAUCUCAUAGCUAAACAUUCACAUUCUGCCAAAGAUUUAUUAAAGCUUGGACGUCAGUACGGAUCUUUGGAAUUACAGGUUCUAGGUGGAUAAUCAUGCUCCAUGAUGUAGGUUCAGCCGUUUGUUGUUUGAGUGCAUUGGAGUCUGACCUCAAACACCAGGAGUGACCUGACACUAGUGGUGCACCGAUCAGGAAAUUUUAGAAACUAUGAGAGCACCACACACAGUAGAGAUACUUUUAAAAAUAAGAAAAAUAUAUCCAUCACAAAAUCUAAAACUGCUCCAGUGAGAAAUCAUUAAUAUCUAUGAUUUGUUUUCUGUCUUUGGCAUUUAGUUAAUUAUUAAGCAAAUUGGGUGUACACAAUUUAUAAAUAAAAUGUAAUACAUUCAGGAGCAGAGUGGAUGUGUGAUUCCCUGCGUGCUGCAAAGAGAUCGGCCCUGAUUCUAGGCAUGAUCGGCCGAUCACAGACUUAAAUCCGGGCGUACAUGGUGCAAGUUUUGACGCUCGGGAGGUCGUGAACCCCUGCACACACUUUACGAGUCAGUUUAUCUGAAAAUCGUACAGUUGAGAUCAUACAUGACACAACUUAACGACCUGGUGAAUUCCGGAGCAAUCGCAUGAAUUUUUGCGCUAUUUAUCAUUAGAAGACAUAUAGCCAGAGGACGACAUUGCUUUAAUUCCUCGUAGCUUGCGAUUUAGAAAUAAAAUAGAAGGCUGGCUUUGGGGGCUGCAUUAGUUGAAAACUAAUUUGCAGAUUAAAAAGAGGAUAAUUAUUACAAAUGCUGUCCAACAUUUAACAGAUUCAGGUUUCAAAGGGUGUGAUUUCAUGACUCCAUACAUCAAUUAUAAUGUUAUUGUGCAAAUUCAAGUAUGAUGAGUGAAAAAUAGACCAUGAUGGAAAUUUGAAAACUCUGUCUGUCAGAGUGAUAAAGAUUGUUUUCUAGUGCAACCCGUAUAGCAAAUGAUUUGUUGAAGCUCAGGGAACAGCAUGGCCUUUCUGUAGAAUCAUUCCCACUGAUGUGGUCAUGAAUAUUAUAGGGAAAACACAGUUUUAACACAACCAUUUUCUCAGAAUAUGUAAAAGCUUAAUUAACACUCAGUUUACAUUGAUCGUGUAAGUUGUAACACCUUCUCUUGAUUGGUCUGCUUCAGGUAGAUCGCUCAAACUGGCCCAAAUUUUUUAAACAUUUGUAAAAAAUUAUCAGGAGGUCGUGAGCUGCUUGUAAGCCACUCAGCAAUGCUCGUAAUUCCUCUCAAAUGAUGCGAGCUGCGACCACACGAGAACCCAUGAUUUCCACACAAUCUCUCCUGACUGGAAAAAAAAAAUUGUCGGGAGCUCGCACAACAGCCGAAAAUCGCUCUGUAUACAUCCGCCUUAAGACGAAUAUCAGUCAAUUUUGAUCGGUGCACCCCUAAAUGACACCAUUGAUUGUAUUGUGCACCUGCUUUUCUCAUUACUAAAUGCAGGGUCUGUCAGGACGAACCUUUGGGAAUCUGAGGCUGCAGUUUGGACAGAGACCAACUGAUUGUUUCACUCUGGCUUCAGCCAAUGAAAGCAGGAUUUACCACAGCCACUGUGUGAAGUUUAUUCUAAGCAGUCAGCUUGGGGUUUUAUUGACUGGUAUAAUGAACACUGUUUGUUAACAUUUAAAGGAACCAAAUGCAUUCUCUAUUUAAAGGACAGUCUAGAGGAGACAGGAUCAGCUCUUAUAUGUCGUGAGCGUGUAAACAUCACGCUGAACCGCAGUUCUGACCUCUUGAUCAUUUAAACUAGAGCAUAAGGAGAAACUAGGACCCCUUUAAUACGAUUGCAUAAUUAAGGCGCUGUAGACACAUUUUAAAAUGUGUAGUUGCAUAUGUUUAUUUUUGUUUUUAGGAGAUGUUUAAAUCUUGCAUAGCUAUAGAGACUCGCAAAGGUUCUGACCAUGAAACAGAUGAAUAUAAAGUGUACAAAAUGCAGCGGUUUGUAAAAGAGUUCAUUUACAAUAUUUGUUUGCAGUGUGUGUUUGUUUUUUGUUUUGUUUUUUCACUAUGGCCCUGACUAUAAAGAAUUGUUUGCUAAAAUUAUGAUUGUGUUAUACUGUAAGGUCUGAACUGUCUUUGCUCAAUGCGCAUCACUGCCCUCUACUGGUUAAUACAUGAUCAUCAGUGAUGUAAAAAGAAAGGGGUGUGAGAUUAAUGUUUUAGCAAAUUAUUUGUGAUCUUUGCUGAAUGUGAUUGUUGUUCUGCUAUACUUUUUUCUGUGCAAAAAAAUUCUUGAAUCUGCACUGCAUUUUCAGGUUUUUAAUUUUUGAUUGCUUUAUUCUAAUAAAAUGGGACCGUGCACUUAUAUUUUCACAAAUUUGGCACAUUUGAGCUUGUAUAUAGAAAAUGUUAUAUGGCAUGUACCAGUAAUACCCUGUAUGUAAAGUCCAAUUUUUUGGGUUUUAUCUUUAAUUUAAAACUAUUGUUAUAAUGGCACUUUACUACUCAGAAUUUGUGUGCAUGAAUUGUUGUUCCUUGAGAAAGUGUGAUCAGAAGUGAUAAGCUAAUAAGUUUAUUACGGACGUCAUUCGAUUACAUAUGCAACAAUCUCGCGGUCAUGCCAGCUAUUCUAAAACAGCAAUGUUCAAACUGACUUAUAAUAUAUCAGUGGGCUGAAAAGUUUUUCUAUUGAUUUGAUUUAACACACUGGGUAGAUCUGCUUUAGGAAUGGUUUGCCCACCCAAAAAUGAAAUGUAUGCCCUUAUUUACUCACCCUCAUGUUGUUCCAAACCUGUAUGCCUUUCCUUUUCCGUACUUUUGUCUUUUGUAGAAGAAAGAAUGUCAUGCAUAUUUGGCAUGUCAUGAGGGUGAGUAAAAAGAACUUUAUUUUUUGCAUUGGUGAACUAUUCCUUUAACCUUGCACUUGAAUGUAUCCAUGUCUGUCCUGAGCGUGAAACAGUAAACUUGUGUUACACACAUCAGAUUAUUAAAGUAGAAUGUCGAGGGUUUACUUUUGUUGUUGUUCUUGAUUUAUGUAGCAAUACUGGGUAGACAUAUGUCUUUGGCUAUGAAAUGACAGCCUGUUUCAAUACAAUAAUCUGUUUACAAGUAAAUAGAGAAACAAGGAUUCUCAAAUAACUACUGCAUUCAUACAAAGAUUUCAUUCAAAAAUGCAAAUACUAUACAAUGCAUAUCUUAUAUCACACAUACAAUAAAUGCUUCUUUGUAUGCUAGUGGUAAACGUUAAACCGCCGAUUGCUAUUUUCUUAGUAUGCAUCAAAAUUGUUCCUUUUCUGAAAUUUCAAUAGUGUGUCAGUUCAGAAUUGUGAAGGGCUUAAUUGUUUCCAGGAAUGGUUGGCAACAUGCUUGCAGACUCGGGGAAGAUAUUGUGAGCUGUGCAAUGUUUAUUAUCGCCCCUUUUGGUGAUGUGGUGCUAAAACAUCAUCUGUCCACAUUAAAUUGUUGAGGUCUUCUUGAACAUUCUAUUUCUGUGAAUUGUUCACACUUUGAGAGAAUGCAACGUAAUUUAAUUGUCUGUUCUUUUGAACGGAUUACAUCAGUGUGAAUUACAAUUAAUGUAUACGUGUGGGUUACUUGCAAAGUUUGUAUUUAAGUUGCUCAAUAUUGUUUUCUUCCUUUUCAGUACUUUUCAGGAUAUCUAUCAAAAGCUUGAAUGUAAAAUAAGAUGAUAAAUAAACAUCUUA
Messenger RNA from Xyrauchen texanus (razorback sucker), 7315 nucleotides. Its product is annotated as stromal membrane-associated protein 2-like. The transcript is spliced from 10 exons. Gene Ontology annotation, molecular function: GTPase activator activity. The coding region runs from base 294 to 1565 and encodes 423 amino acids. Lineage: Eukaryota; Metazoa; Chordata; Actinopteri; Cypriniformes; Catostomidae. Gene Ontology annotation, biological process: regulation of clathrin-dependent endocytosis. The record is from RefSeq and is a predicted model, not a curated record.